GUGGGGAACAAGCACCCAGGGUGGCGCCUUCCCGACUGACACUGGAGGGGGCAUCCCGAUGACCUGCUGACAUCCGUCCACUUGGUCCUCAGGAAAGGGCUGCGAUGUCCCAGACUCAGGACUACGAGUGUGAGAGCCGUCAUGCUGGCACGCAGGAGCCUCGGGUCUCAGGGUCUAGCACAAGGCUGGAGUGGGUGGAGAUCAUUGAGCCGCGCACCCGCGAGCGCAUGUAUGCCAACUUGGUCACAGGUGAGUGCGUGUGGGACCCGCCCGCCGGCGUCCGCAUCAAGCGCACCAGCGAGAAUCAGUGGUGGGAGCUCUUCGACCCCAACACGUCCCGCUUCUACUACUACAACGCCACCACCCAGCGCACCGUGUGGCACCGGCCGCAGGACUGCGACAUCAUCCCCCUGGCCAAGCUACAGACUCUGAAGCAGAACACCGAGUCCCCCCGUGCCUCAGCAGAGAACAGCCCCGGGCGGGGCAGCAGCGUCAGCCGCGAUGGCAGCACCAGCUCCUCCCUGGAGCCGGAGCUAGACGCCCCCGAGAAGGCGCAGGAGCCUCCAGGGAGGGCGAGCCGGCAGGCCGUGUUUGGGGCUGUGAAGGAGGAGAGCAGCAGUUCUCCACCACCAGGAGUGUUCCUUGAGAAGGACUAUGAGAUUUACCGGGAUUACAAUGCAGAUGGCCAACUUCUUCACUACAGGACCUCCUCGCUCCGGUGGAACUCAGGCACCAAGGAGCGCAUGCUCAUCAAAGUUGCCGACCGGGAGCCCGGCUUUCUGUCCCCCCAGGGCAAUGGCUACCCACUGGACAGCCAGCCUGGGGGCCGCUCCCGCAGACCCUCAGGUGGGCAGCCCUCGCCCAGCCUGCAGACGUUCACCCCUGAUGUGGACGGUUCUAUCUUCUUCCCUGAGCGGAGGCCGUCGCCCUUCCUAAAGAGGGCUGAUCUGGGGAGCUGCUCCCCACUGCUAGCUCAGCCCCGCAAGCCCGCUGGCGACUCACAGCCCUCCUCCCCGCGCUAUGCCUACGAGCCGCCCCUCUACGAAGAGCCCCCUGUGGAGUACCAGGCCCCCAUUUACGACGAGCCCCCCAUGGACGUGCAGUACGAGGCCGGCGGCGGCUACCAGGCCGGCUCGCCCCAGCGAUCUCCAGGCCGCAAACCGCCCCCCUUCCCGCAGUCACCCAAGCAGGCCUCCGCCUCGCCCUACCAGCAGCUGGUGCUCACCAGGCAGAAGUGCCCCGAGCGCUUCCUGAGCCUCGAAUACAGCCCCGCAGGCAAGGAGUACGUGCGGCAGCUGGUGUACGUGGAGCAGGCCGGCUCAAGCCCUAAGCUGCGCGCAGGCCCACGCCACAAGUACGGGCCCAAUCCUGGGGGUGGGUCACUCUCCCUGCAGCCCAGCCCCUGCCCGCUGCGGGACCAGCACCUGGGGGCCACGUCUGGGGACUACAGCAGCAUGCAGGGGCCCGAGCCGCGGCAUACCCAGCCACCCACGCCGCUGCCCCAGGCCCAGGACGACACCAUGUCCUGGUCCAGCCAGCAGGACACCAUGUCCUCGACGGGCUACUCCCCAGGCACGCGCAAGAGGAAGAGCCGGAACCCCUCUCUGUGCCAUGCUCCCAGCACCUCAUCUGGCGACGGUGCUGGGGACCGCGACCUGCUUGGUGAGCAGCCCCUGGCCGAGGAACGGCCCCCAUGUGGGCCCAGCCUGGCCCCGGUGAAGCGCGGAGAUGGCAAGGCGGGUGAGGCAGACGGGGCACGGGGCACGGCUGAGCCCUUCUUGGCGCAGGCACGGCUAGCCUGGGAGGCACAGCAGGCCCACUUCCACCUGAAGCAGAGGGGCAGCUGGGACUCCCAGCAGGACGGCUCGGGCUAUGAGAGCGACGGGGCCGUGCCACUGCCCAUGCCGGGGCCCGUGGUGCGAGCCUUCAGUGAGGACGAGGCUCUGGCCCAGCAGGAGAGCAAGCACUGGCAGAGGGGCGCCUUGGAGAGGCUUGCCUUCCCGCAGAUCCUGCUUGAGAAAAGUGUCUCCGUGCAGACCAACCUGGCUUCACCAGAGCCCUACCUCCACCCCUCACAGUCCGAGGACCUCGGCACCUGCGCCCAGUUUGAGAGUAGCCGGCAGACCCGCAGCGUGAUGCCCAGUGCCAGCUGUGUGUUCCCUACCUUCACGCUGCGCAAGCCGUCCUCAGAGACCGACAUUGAGAACUGGGCCUCCAAGCACUUCAACAAGCACACGCAGGGCCUCUUCCGGCGGAGGGUGUCCAUCGCCAACAUGCUGGCCUGGAGCAGCGAAUCCAUCAAGAAGCCCAUGAUCGUGACCAGCGACCGCCACGUGAAGAAGGAGGCCUGCGAGAUCUUCAAACUGAUCCAGAUGUACAUGGGUGACCGACGCGCCAAGGCAGACCCACUGCAUGUGGCCCUGGAGAUCGCCACCAAGGGUUGGAGCGUGCAGGGCCUGCGGGACGAGCUCUACAUCCAGCUGUGCCGGCAGACCACUGAGAACUUCCGCCUUGAGAGCCUGGCCCGUGGCUGGGAGCUCAUGGCCAUCUGCCUGGCCUUCUUCCCGCCCACACCCAAGUUCCACUCCUACCUGGAGGGCUACAUCUAUCGGCACAUGGACCCCGUCAAUGACACCAAAGUGACACAGCACAUGAAAGAGCUCCUGGAAAGGAACACUAAGAAGAAGUCCAAGUUGAGAAAGAAACCCAAGCCUUAUGUUGAGGAGCCGGAUGGAGUGGCGAUAAGCACAUAUGCCAAGUAUUGUUACCACAAGCUGCAGAAGGCGGCCCUGACCGGGGCCAAGAAGGGGCUGAAGAAGCCCAACGUGGAGGAGAUCCGGCAUGCCAAGAAUGCCGUGUUCAGCCCGUCCAUGUUUGGCAGUGCACUGCAGGAGGUCAUGAGCAUGCAGAAGGAGCGCUACCCUGACCGGCAGCUGCCCUGGGUACAGACACGGCUGUCUGAGGAGGUGCUAGCCCUCAACGGUGACCAGACGGAAGGCAUCUUCAGAGUCCCUGGGGACAUUGACGAGGUGAACGCUCUGAAGCUACAGGUGGACCAGUGGAAAGUGCCUACAGGCCUGGAGGACCCCCAUGUCCCUGCGUCGCUGCUGAAGCUGUGGUACCGGGAGCUGGAGGAGCCUCUGAUCCCGCACGAGUUCUACGAGCAGUGCAUCGCGCACUACGAGAGCCCCGAGGCCGCCGUGGCCGUGGUGCACGCGCUGCCCCGCAUCAACCGCCUGGUGCUCUGCUACCUCAUCCGCUUCCUCCAGGUGUUCGUGCAGCCCGCCAACGUGGCCAUCACCAAGAUGGACGUCAGCAACCUGGCCAUGGUGAUGGCGCCCAACUGCCUGCGCUGCCGAUCGGACGACCCGCGCGUAAUCUUCGAGAACACUCGCAAGGAGAUGUCCUUCCUUCGCGUGCUCAUCCAGCACCUGGACACCAGCUUCAUGGAGGGCGUGCUAUAGCACGUGGGCACCGAAGGACCUAGGGUGGGGACAGAGCCGAAGCUCGGGUGCACCCGGGCAGGGGACACGCCGGGAGGGGGGAGGGGACGCCCCAGUCGCGGAGGUAGCAUGCCAGGCUCCGCCCAUGCCCGCCCCAGCCCUGGAACCCCCAUUUCCCCACCCAGGCCCUCGGCGUGAGGGCGCAGCCAGGGCAGAGGAGCUACAGGAAGGGCGCCUCUGGCCCUCCACCUCUUAGCCAGUUCCGUGGGCACCGCCCCGCCCACUGCCGGCCGCGGGUGAGCCCCGAGAAAGUGCCUUCUGUUUCCUGGAGCCAAGUGACACUGCCCCUCCGGGGCCAGCCCCAGAGCACACGCGGCUCCUGCCGGGGUGAGCUGCCUUGCUGGAGCUCCUGCGCUCAGCCUGGUCCUGGCCUGGGCCCUGCCUGGCUGCCCCUCUCCCCUCUUCUGCUCUCUUCAUUCUUCUCGGCCGCCUGGC
Messenger RNA from Ceratotherium simum simum (southern white rhinoceros), 3938 nucleotides. RefSeq names its product Rho GTPase activating protein 39 (gene ARHGAP39). Gene Ontology annotation, cellular component: cytoplasm; cytoskeleton. NCBI's taxonomy places the organism in Eukaryota, Metazoa, Chordata, Mammalia, Perissodactyla, Rhinocerotidae. Gene Ontology annotation, molecular function: GTPase activator activity; protein binding. The record is from RefSeq and is a predicted model, not a curated record. Gene Ontology annotation, biological process: signal transduction.